Drosophila albomicans is the source of this 5162-nucleotide messenger RNA. RefSeq lists its product as uncharacterized. The transcript is spliced from 13 exons. The record is from RefSeq and is a predicted model, not a curated record. NCBI's taxonomy places the organism in Eukaryota, Metazoa, Arthropoda, Insecta, Diptera, Drosophilidae.
CAGCAACAGCAGUAGCAGCGGCAGCAGCAAGCAAUACAAGCGGUGGCAGUGGCAAAACGUUGCGUUGUUGCAACAAUUUUUUCGGCUCGCGCUCGCUACGGUGGCGGCGGCAAUGGUGGUUGCAGCAGCGGCAGCAAUCUCAUUCAGUUUCAGUCUCAUCCCAGCACUCGUGGCGGCAACAACAACGCUCAGCACUCUAGUGUAGUUGUUCGUUUCGGUUUCGGUUUUGCGUUUCUCGGUGUUUCGCGUUUACGAGUUUCGCGUGAGUGAAGAAAAAGAUACUGAUUACGGACUGAUACAACUGCGGCCAGUUAACGGAAAAGUAUCUCACAGUUAGCGACUGCAAAAUGCGGCAACUGUGCAAUUGCCGGCGCAAGCAAUGCAUGGCAAAAUUAAUAACCAUUAAAUAAACGCCAACAACAGCAAAAGCAAUAGCAGCAGCGAGAAAAAAGUGUGCGGCAUGUAAUGUUCAAAAGUAUCUCGGCCCAAGUGCUAAACAUAUCAAAACAACCCACAAGAUACAACACAUCUGUGCAACACAGUGCAAACCCAAAAGAAACCCAAAAAUAAUAUAAAAAUAAAUAAAGCAACAAAGCUACGACUGCAUUUAAUUUGCAUUUCAAAUUGUUUUGAGAAUUUGUGCAUUAGUGUUUUGUGUGGAAAAGUGUGUGUGAAGCCCCUAUUUAAAUACACUAUAAAUACAUAUUUAAAAACAAUGCGAUUUAUGCAUUCGACCUAAGGAUACAAUCGUUUUGAAAUCACUGAAAAAUUUGAUGCUACAAAUAUUUUCAAAUUAGAUCUCACUUCUAAGCCAAUUUCAAACGGAAUCAAGUUUCUCCCCACAUUCUCACAUGGAGAGUUGCACAGCCAACAACAACAACGACAACAAAAUGACGCACAGAUUAUCAUCAGCUACAGCUACAACAACAGCAACAAAAUCCAACUACAAAAUGUUCUCCCGCCAGUGCCUUUCCACCUCCAACCCGCGCUCUAGCUACCCCCGCUCAUCAUCAUCCUCAUCGUCAUCAUCUUCAUCCCAGAGUCGAGGACGGCAUUUAACCUGCCCGACAAGUAACUGGAACGGCAACUGGAACCUUAGCCUCUUGGCAUUGAUCAUUGCCAGCGGCUGUUUAAUGCUCAAUACGCCAGCAAUUGCGGCUUUCGAUAUUGCUACGUGCAAUGUGCCACUGGGCAUGGAAUCGGGCGCAAUUACAGAUGCUCAAAUCACAGCAAGCUCAGCCCAUGACACGGGAUUUGUUGGGCCACAACAUGCAAGACUGAAAACCGAUAAUAAUGGCGGUGCCUGGUGCCCCAAGCAUAUGGUAUCGAAUGCGCUCAAGGAGUAUCUGCAAGUGGAUUUACUGCAGACGCAUGUGAUAACCGCCAUACGGACACAGGGUCGCUUCGGCAAGGGUCAGGGUCAAGAGUACACCGAGGCCUAUGUGCUUGAGUAUUGGCGACCGGGCUUUGACAAAUGGCAACGCUGGAAGAACACACAAGGCAAAGAGAUUCUGCCCGGCAACAUCAACACUUACAGCGAGGUGGAGAACGCAUUGCAACCGAUUAUAUUUGCCUCAAAGAUACGCAUAUAUCCGUAUGGUCAAUACGAUCGCACCAUCUGCCUGCGUGCCGAGAUCGUCGGUUGCCCCUGGGAAGAAGGCAUCGUUUCCUACAGCAUACCGAAGGGAGUGCAGCGCGGCAUGGAAGUCGAUUUAUCGGACAAGACCUACGAUGGCAAUGAGCAGGGUGACCGCUACGUGGAUGGAUUGGGUCAAUUGGUGGAUGGCCAGAAGGGCAAGGACAAUUUCCGCACCGAUAUUCAUGGCUUUGGCAAAGGUUACGAAUGGAUUGGCUGGAGAAAUGAUACGCCCGGUCUGUUGGGCAAACCCGUUGAAAUUGUGUUCGAAUUUGAUACGGUUCGCAAUUUCAGUGCCAUCGUUUUGCAUACGAACAACAUGUACACCAAGGAUGUGCAGGUCUUCGUGCAUGCGAAGGUCUUCUUUAGCAUCGGUGGACGUUACUUUUCCGGCGAACCCGUUCAGUUUUCCUAUAUGCCCGAUACGAUAAUGGAUCAUGCUCGCGAUGUGACCAUUAAGCUGCAUCAUCGCGUGGGCAAAUAUCUGAAAAUCAAUUUGUACUUUGCUGUCAAAUGGAUUAUGUUAUCCGAGAUCAGUUUUAUAUCUGUGCCUGCGUUGGGAAAUUUCACAGAUGAGCAGGAGCAGCGCAAUAAUUCGCCAGGCAGCGCACAGGAUGGCAGCAAUACACGGGAAUAUCCUUUGCAGAGCAACGACUAUCAGCACAAUCAUAACAAAAACAAAAUGAAUGGCGGCGCGUCUGGAGGUGCUGGCGGUGCCGCAAACGGUGGCGCCACCGAUGCCACCAGCAGCAACAGCAACAGCGUUUACAACAAUGGACCAGAGCUAAUUGCGCCACGCCCGAUUGAUCAGGAGCCGAACGAGGCGAACUUCAUUGGUGUUGUCAUUGUGGUUCUAACAACGAUAAUUAUCCUUUUGGUCGCCGUUAUCCUGUUCAUCGUGUCACGCACGAAGCGAGCCCGUGGCAGCAACGUUCUCGAUGCAUUCCAAUACAGCUUCAACCCCAACACACUGGGCGGCAAUGUCGACAAGCAUCGCCCCAAUGGCAAUAGCAUUAAGGCCAGCGUCGACGACAACGAUUCCAUUGGAAAGAACAGUCUCUACCACGAGCCCUUCAAUGUGAAUAUGUACACGAGCGGUGUGAACGGCUACGCAGCGGUUAAUGAUUUACAAUGUAAUAUGACGCCAGACUAUACAGAUGUGCCAGAAGGUGGCUAUGCGGUUCCCCACAUGCAGGACUAUAUGCCGGCAUCGAAAAUGUCCAAUGCCGGUGGCGGCUAUGUGAAUGUGCGACGCACGCCGCCGCCACCGCUGAGCAGCAUAUUCCCCAGACCGCCGACGGUGCCGCCACCGCCCAUGGAGAAAUAUUAUGCGACCACAGCCAUAUUCAAGCCCAUCAAAGGCGGCGGCGGCUCAUCGAGCGGCGGCAGCAACACCAACACCGUCAGCAGCGGCGGCGGCAAGAGCAGCCACAGCAAUCAGGAUCAACUGAAUGGCAUCUACGGUGACGAUGGCAUGGGCACCAUGAACUCACAGUCGACAGCCCCGAUGAUCAAUCCAUAUACCAGUGGCAACAGUGCUGCAGCAGCUGCUGCGGCUGCGGAAUUUCAGCGAGCCAGAACUUAUAACUUCCGCAGCUAUCCAGACAAUCUCUAGUUCGAAGCUUCACUUAAGUUGGCGGCAGCCGAGCCUGCCACAUCGGGCAACGGCGCUGGCACUUCGGGCAACGGCACAGAUCCUUUGAUUGCUGCCCCCAAGCGUAACAAUGGUGCAGCAACCACAAUGCCCAAGAAGCCGCAACAUCUGAGCAUUGCCAAUAACACGUGCAAUGCGAAUGCCAAUGCCAAUAAGCCCAAAUAUAGUUUGACGCUGCACAACAAUAAGUAUGCCACAAGUGGUGGUGGCAACAAGAACAACGUCACCUCGAUGCGCGACAAUCAACAGCAGCAACAACGACAACACCUGAAGGCGUUGCGUUUAACCCGCGACGUCAGCAACACCGAUAUCAACGACUACAAGCGACCGAUGCUAUCGAAUCUAUCGCCUGCCGAGGAUGUUGGGAUUCAUCUAAGCAGAAAUUUGACCCUCAAAUCGGGCAAUGGCAUUGGCAUUGGCAAUGGGAGUGGCACUGCUGCUGCCAACGGUGAAGCUUCUGGCAUUUUGACAACAUCGACAACAACAAAUGCAACUAAAUUGACUGGUAAUACGGCGAAUGGAAAUGUCAACGGAAACGGAAAUGCGGCCACAACAACUGCAACUCCAAUGGCGAACGGUGUUAUGAGGACACAAAACAACAGGCUGUGGUAUCAUUGAUGAAAACGCCAUUAUUAAAUGGAUUUGAGCUCUGAUGCUCUACACGGACGUGCAACAACAAACAGAAUAGAAAAGCAGAAAAAAUAGCAAAAAAGAAGAAAAAAAAAAAUAUAGAAGCAAAAACCAUAUGAAAAAUGUUAAGUACUAGUAAUCAUACAGCAAAUUUGUAUUAGAACCCGCCCCUCCCACAAAUGCGGAGAGCACAAUGCGUCGAACAAUUGAACCCACUGAGCAAAACGGAAGAGUAAAAGUAAACAUAAAAAAUGAGAAAUAAGAAAAUUAUUAAAGUCGAAUAUCUAAGCAAAAUGUAGCGUCGAAUAUAUGCCAACGAAAUGAUACAACUUAUAAAAAUACAACCUGUAAAUAUAUACCUAGUAUAUCGGAAUGCAAAAGGUAGUGAACAAAAUAAAAAUGCAUAUGAUAGAAAAGCGAGCUGAAUUUUUAAAAAUAACAAAAUGAAAAAGAAAAAGAUGGGCACUAGUUUCUCAUAGAUCAAAUGCAAUCGAGCAAAACGUAAGAAGAAGAAAUAUAUUAAAAAAUAAAAAAAACGAAUUUAAGAUCUAGCAUUUAGCAACACUUAUUGUUUAUAAAACGAAACGAAACGAAUCGCGAUGUAUGAGCAAAAGAUAUUGAAGAAUAUGAAGUAACUAGCAUAUAAUAAAGUUCAACUGAUUUUUAGUACCUUUCCAAAACAAAAACAAAAACACAAAAAAAAAAACAAAAGAAGAGAACUAACUGUAAAUGUCUGUAAUAUCCUCAAUCCUAAUCCCCACAUUAUGCUAUCCUAUAACUGUACUAUCGUAUAUAUUCUGUGACCUCCCCCCCAUUUGAGAGAUCCCCACUGUAAAUUUCUGUGUAUAAACCUAGAAAAGUAUCCAUGAGAUACAAUACUUAAACGUAGAUUGUUUGCUAACUGCAGCAGAUGGAAAUGCCGCGUCAAAAAAUUAUGUAGAGCAAUCAAGAGACGAUCGACGAUUGAACGAUUGAUGAUUGACCUUGAUUGAUGAUGAUAAAAUUGUAACGGAAUUUAACGGACCAAGAGAGCGUGCAGAGCGUCGUCGCCUAAAACCAAUUAAAAUGAAGUUUUCAUCAAUGAUUUGUGAUUAAAUAUUUAACUACCUACUUAUAAAAACAAAAAAACAAAAGGAAAACAAAAAGAAAAAAUGAAUAUUCAGUUCUUAAUGCUAAACUUUAAUUUAAUGCAAAUCGUACUACCCGACAAAAAUGACUCUGACUAUAAAAACAAAAAACAAA